AUGUUCAGCGGAUAUCUUCAAGCUGCAUUAUAUUCUGCUAUGAAUGGCACAGGUGGGCUAGCUGGUUGGAGGUGGUUGUUUAUUUUCGAUGGAGUAAUUACAUUGCCCAUGGCGUUGUGGUAUAAGAACCAAACCAACCCGUCCUUCUGUUGCUUCCGGCUGACAUUAUUUCUGGCAUACUACGCGCUCCCUAAUCUUCCUUCAAAUACCAGAGUCAACUGGCUGAAGCCAGAAGAAGUUUCGCUUGCCCAACAAAGAAUGGUGGAUGCAGGGAAAGGAAAAGACGAACCCGUAACUUUCAAUGGACUUAAGCGAGUCCUUGGAAAAUGGCAUUUCUGGGUAUACACGACUUAUUACACGUAAGACCUAUCACCUAGAAACUUUCCAAAUACCGCUAAAUACUUUCCAGAUUCUUCAUCUGCAGCGAAAACAUCGGCUUGUACAUGAACCUCUGGCUAAAAAGUCUACACCGAUACUCCGUCCCACAAAUCAACACCUACCCAACCGUCAUAAAAGCCGUCACAAUCCUCACAACCCUCAUCUACGGCUGA
Molecule: messenger RNA, 551 nt
Organism: Hymenoscyphus albidus
Lineage: Eukaryota; Fungi; Ascomycota; Leotiomycetes; Helotiales; Helotiaceae
Source: the annotation of a GenBank genome assembly